Molecule: messenger RNA, 1584 nt
Organism: Blepharisma stoltei
Lineage: Eukaryota; Ciliophora; Heterotrichea; Heterotrichida; Blepharismidae
Source: the annotation of a GenBank genome assembly
AUGGUUAAGAAGCGAAAAAGCAAAAAAACUUCCAAAGACGCACCAACAUUUACUGCUACCAAUGUAAUUGAAAGCACUGAUCUUAUAAAUCCUUAUAUUGAACGGACCAGAGAUGAAAUCAUCCAAAUAUCCCGAUUCAAGCAAAUAAAAAUAAAUUUCAGCGAAGAAGACAACACACAGCUUCCCCCACGGCAUAACUAUCUUUUCCAUAUUGAUUUCAAUAGAGCACAAAGCGAAACAAUAGAAGAUCCUCUUCCACCUGAUGAAGUCGAAGAAUACAGCAGAUACGCUGACGAGCUCUUCCGAGACUUUGCCAGCAAAGCUCCCGACUAUGACCUAAACGAAAAUGUCCUAAGCCACAAUCUUUCUGAUGGCGUCACAAUUAGAGAAAUGCUUCAAGCCAUUAAAACUAGCCCAUAUAAAGAUGACUUCAGGACUUACCUUGAAAAAAUCCAAUUUAACUCUAUUAAUCAAAUAAAGCUCAAAGAAAAAGAAGAAACCAUAAUAAUUGAAGCUGUCGAAAGCUUCAAGCGAGGACUCUCAAUUAAGGACGCUUAUCAAGAAAUGAAAGGGAGAGCUUCUUCUGAGAAAUUAAAAAGCAUAUAUAAACUAUGAAAGCUCAAUGGAGACAGCUACCUCAGUAAAAUCAAGAAAAAAACAAUGCCUGCAUUGAAGCCUGAACAUAUGGCAUUUCUUAAAGAAAUUUCUGAAGACCCAAGAAAUACAGUUUUAUCAGGAAGGGAAAGAAAAUUAUUAUUAUGCAACCAUUUUGGGACCAAAAUUAAAACUGAUAGUGUCAGGCAGGCUUUGAAAGAGCUUGGGUAUUCAUUGAAAAGAAUCAGACUCCAUGUGCCUGAAGCUGACAGGAUUUCACAUAGAAACUCCCGAUGCAGAGUGGUGCAGCAGCUUGUUAUGCUACAAAGGGCAGGGAAAGAAAUGGUCAGUGUUGACGAAGCUCAAGUAAAUAGAGGAGAAACUGCAAACUAUGGCUGGGCAAAAAAAGGCCAAAGAGCUUUAUAUAUAAGAGGACGCAAAGGAAAGCCUUUACAAAUAGUAACAGCUGCAAGACCUAGUGGAUUAAUCGGGUACAUAAUCAAGCAAAACAGAAUUGACCAAUACUCUUAUAAGCAUUUCCUAAGCUUAGUAUUUGAAAAACUCAAAGAAAUCGACCCAGAAAACUAUAAAGAAAGGUUUUUCAUAUUCAUGGACAAUGCUUCUGCACACAAAACCAAGCUAAUAAAAGACUACUGCGAAAUUCAUGGAAUGAUUGUCCUCUGCAAUGCUCCGAUGACCCCACAGCUGAAUCCUAUUGAAUUUGUAUUUUCUAUGUUUAAAUGAAAUUUAAGAAGGCUCCCAAUGAGUGAGCAUGAUGACUUAUUGACUUAUGUUUAUGAAGCAUUUAAGAGAAUUAAGCCAAGACACAUUUAUAAUGCUUAUAUUCAUGCCAUGAGAUCUUAUAAGCCUGCACUGAGAUAUGAAAUGAUGCACGAUACCAGAGGAUAUAACAAGAUCGACUGUAAGAUCAAAUGUGCAGGAAAACAUGUGAAAACUUUGAUUAAUUUCAUGAAACUUAACACCCUUUAA